CCCGAACGCUUCAUGAAACUGGCAAAGAAAUUUUAAAUCAGUCGGAACUGCAGGUGGAUAUAGUUAGUGGAAAAAUGCACUUGUCAUGUGUCAUUCGAUUUCUGCUUUUAGCAAGUUUUAGUCAGGCAGCUCUUGGAAGGGGAUUUCUAAACAGAAAACCCAUUCAAAUUCACGAGGAUGGGAGCACCACAGAGAGUUCUACGAAUCCCACACCUUCCCCCACAACAACACCUUCGAAUAGGGACAUUACCAUCGGACCCUGCAAAUGGGCCAUAGGUCGUAGUUGUCCCGAUCCGGAUGUUAAGUACUAUAUCUAUACACGCCACAAUCCGAUGGAUAGACAGUGCCUUCAUAUAGACGAGUCCCUGGAGAAGUCUAAUCUGACUGACUCCUACUUCAAUCCUCGAUAUCCCACGAAGAUCAUUAUCCAUGGCUAUAACUCGGAUAUGUUCCUGCACCCACUGCAACAAAUGAGAGAGGAAUACCUGGCCAAGGCGGACUAUAAUAUCAUCUAUGUUGACUGGAGUAUCCUGUCGCCAGGACCCUGCUAUAUAAGUGCCGUUCAUAAUACCAAACAUGCUGGAAUCUGCACCGCCCAGUUGGUAGAGAGAUUGGUGGAGACGGGUAAUACGGAUAUCCAUGUGAUAGGCUUCUCAUUGGGAGCUCAGGUCCCCAACUAUAUAGCGCGGAAUCUGAGUUCUUUUAUCCUGCCAAGGAUUACGGGUUUGGAUCCGGCUAUGCCUUUAUUUAUCACCUCCGGCAUUGCGGACAAACUGGAUCCAAGUGAUGCCAGCUAUGUGGAUGUCAUACACACAAAUGCUCUGGUUCAGGGAAAAUUGGAGCGAUGUGGCCACGCGGAUUUCUACAUGAAUGGGGGAAUCAUGCAGCCUGGUUGUAAUGGACAGAAAAUUAAUUCCUUUGCCUGCAGUCAUCAACGGGCACCCGCCUACUUUCUGGAAUCCAUUCGCUCACCCAAGGGCUUUUGGGGAUGGGCCUGCAGUGGAUACAUAUCCUACCUCCUGGGCAUGUGUCCUCCCACGAACUUUCUGCUGGAGGCUGGUGACAAUAUAAGACCGACUACGAGAGGAAUGUUCAUGAUAGACACCAACGAUAGCUCACCUUUUGCUCUGGGCAAGUGGACUGACCUGCCCACUCUGGGAGCAAAGAAACCACAUUGGCGAGCUCCGCCGCAGAACCUGAAGGCGCCUCCAAAUCAGGGUGUGGAUCCCUUGCUGCAUCACAUCGAUCAGUUUGGCAAAUUGGCAGCCAACUUUAAUAACUUGCAGAUGUCUCCCAGUGGGCAGGAUCCCUACGAGCACUGGACGAGCUUCAGUCCGGAGCAGAAAGAGAACGAUGAAGAUAAUGAUUCGGUGGAGGAACAGGACACGGUGGAAUUUAUCGAACCAGAUGACCGACAAAUCAGUACUCAGGCUCCAAUACUUAGCUGGUGGGAUUACAGAAGGAAUCUCACCUAUGGAUUCAUGGAGAACAACAUAUUUGCUUUGCCAACAGUGGAUUAGCCCCCAAUUUAUGCUUUAAGCUUUUAAAAACCCUUCCUUGCCCCAAUUCCUUAAUAAUAUUUAAGAGCCACCUUAGCUAAUAUUCAUAUUUGCAAAUACAAUGCGUAUAAACAAGU
This is a messenger RNA of Drosophila suzukii, 1636 nucleotides long. RefSeq names its product phospholipase A1 member A. Lineage: Eukaryota; Metazoa; Arthropoda; Insecta; Diptera; Drosophilidae. The record is from RefSeq and is a predicted model, not a curated record. Gene Ontology annotation, molecular function: lipase activity. Gene Ontology annotation, biological process: lipid catabolic process.